Fukomys damarensis (Damara mole-rat) is the source of this 7009-nucleotide messenger RNA. RefSeq names its product spalt like transcription factor 3 (gene Sall3). Gene Ontology annotation, molecular function: RNA polymerase II cis-regulatory region sequence-specific DNA binding; DNA-binding transcription factor activity, RNA polymerase II-specific. The record is from RefSeq and is a predicted model, not a curated record. Gene Ontology annotation, biological process: regulation of transcription by RNA polymerase II. NCBI's taxonomy places the organism in Eukaryota, Metazoa, Chordata, Mammalia, Rodentia, Bathyergidae. The annotation marks the transcript as partial. The transcript has 5 exons. Gene Ontology annotation, cellular component: nucleus.
AAGCCCCAGCACCUCAAGUCGGACGAGGAGCUGCCGCCGCCGGACGGGGUUCCCGAGCACGGCGUCCCCGGGGAAGGUGCAGACGACGUGGACAGCGGGAACGAGAGUCGAAGUGGCGGUGAGGAGACCAGUGUGUGUGAGAAAUGCUGUGCAGAGUUCUUCAAGUGGGCGGAUUUCCUGCAGCACAAGAAGAGCUGCACCAAGAAUCCACUGGUGCUCAUUGUGGGCGAGGAUGAGCCUGCACCGCCUGCCGAGGAGUUUCCCGAAGCUUCCCCUACCAGCUCACCCAGUGAGCGUGCUGAGGCUGAGAGCGAGGCCACAGAGGAGGCCACCCCAGCUGAGGGUGAGGCGGGCGAGGCCCAGGUGCCAGCACGAGAGCUCGAGCCUAUGGACGUAGAGGGGCCCGGGGACAAGGGCAGCACAGGCCCGGCAGCUGCCCCACCACCCCCAGCCCUAGGCCCGGGCCCCGAACCCACCACAGCUACCUUCGGGAUGCCCAGCACCAACGUGACACUCGAGACCCUGCUCAGCACCAAGGUAGCUGUGGCACAGUUUUCCCAGGGUGCACGCAUGGCAGGUGGCACGGCGGGCACAGGCGUUGGUGCCGUGGCCAUCCCCAUGAUCCUGGAGCAGCUGGUGGCCCUGCAGCAGCAGCAGAUCCACCAGCUCCAGCUCAUCGAACAGAUACGCAGUCAGGUAGCCCUUAUGAGCCGCCAGCCUGCACGGCCACCCCUAAACCCUGCAGCAGCAGCGCCUGGCACACCUGGCCCAACUUCCCUGGCUGCACACCCUGCACUGCAGCUCUCAGCUGCACAGGUCCCUGGCCCUGUGGGGCCUGCUGCCCCACCAGCCACCUUCGAGGGCCCCCAACCCCUGGCUCAUCCCACAUCCGGAGCAAGCCCCCCAGGUGGCCCCAGCCCUCCAGAGUGCACAGCACCCCCAGUCUCCAAUGCAGGGCCCACAGCGCCUGGUAGCACCCCGCAGCCGCAGAAUGCGCCCACGCCCCCUGCCCUGGGCCCUGGGCCCCUGCUCAGCUCCACCCCCAGCCUGCCAAGCCCUCUGCUACCUCAGACCUCUUCCAACAGUGUCAUCUUCCCCAACCCCUUGGUCAGCAUCGCUGCCACAGCCAAUGCCCUGGACCCACUGUCAGCCCUCAUGAAGCACCGCAAGGGCAAGCCACCCAACGUGUCAGUGUUUGAACCCAAGGCCAGUGCUGAGGACCCCUUCUUCAAGCACAAGUGCAGGUUCUGUGCCAAGGUCUUCGGCAGCGACAGUGCACUGCAGAUCCAUCUGCGCUCGCACACUGGUGAGCGCCCCUUCAAGUGCAACAUCUGUGGGAACCGCUUCUCCACCAAAGGCAACCUGAAGGUGCACUUCCAGAGGCACAAGGAGAAGUAUCCCCACAUCCAGAUGAACCCCUACCCUGUCCCAGAGUACCUCGACAACGUGCCCACCUGCUCCGGGAUUCCCUAUGGCAUGUCACUGCCCCCAGAGAAGCCAGUGACCACCUGGCUAGACAGCAAGCCAGUGCUGCCCACAGUGCCCACAUCUGUGGGACUGCAGCUGCCCCCCACCAUCCCCAGCACUCACAGCUACACCGACUCCCCUAGUGUCACCCCCAUCAGUCGCUCCCCACAGAGGCCCUCUCCUGCAUCCAGCGAAUGCACCUCCUUGUCCCCAGGCCUCAACCAUGCUGACACCAGCAUCCCAGUGUCAUCUGAGUCCCCACAGCCACUUCUCAGUGCAUCUUCUCUGACUAAAACCGAGCCUGUCAGCCUGUCUUGCACAAAUGCAAGGACAGGGGACAUUCCUGUUGGCGGGCAGGUCAGUGCUGUGCCCACGUCUGCAGUCACUACUAUCACAGACAGCACUUCCACAAGCCUUGGCAGCCCCGGUCUUCCAGCAGCCUCUGACCAAUUCAAGGCCCAGUUUCCCUUUGGUGGCCUGCUCGACUCUAUGCAAACAUCAGAAACCUCGAAACUGCAGCAGUUGGUAGAGAACAUUGAUAAGAAGAUGACGGAUCCGAAUCAGUGUGUCAUCUGCCACCGGGUGCUGAGCUGUCAGAGUGCCCUAAAGAUGCAUUACAGGACACACACAGGGGAAAGGCCCUUCAAAUGCAAGAUCUGUGGCCGUGCCUUUACCACCAAAGGCAACCUGAAGACGCACUUUGGAGUCCAUCGUGCCAAACCACCCCUGCGUGUUCAGCACUCCUGCCCCAUUUGUCAGAAGAAGUUCACAAAUGCCGUGGUGCUGCAGCAGCACAUCCGCAUGCACAUGGGAGGGCAGAUCCCCAAUACACCGCUGCCAGAGGGCUUCCAGGAUGCCAUGGAUGCAGAGCUGCCCUUUGAUGAGAAGAAUGUGGAAACCCUGAGCAGCUAUGACGACGACAUCGACGAAAACUCGAUGGAGGAGGACGCAGAACUAAAGGACACAGCCAGCGAUUCGUCUAAACCGCUCCUCGCCUACUCAGGGUCCUGCCCGCCAUCACCUCCCUCAGUCAUUUCCAGCAUUGCUGCCCUAGAGAAUCAGAUGAAAAUGAUUGAUUCAGUCAUGAACUGUCAGCAGCUUACUAGCCUGAAGUCUGUGGAAAACGGAUCUGGGGAAAGUGAUCACCUGAGCAAUGAUUCCUCGUCUGCAGUGGGUGACCUGGAGAGCCACAGUGCAGGCAGCCCUGCCCUGUCAGAAUCCUCAUCCUCCCAGGCAAUGUCACCCACCAACAGCAAUGGUGAGAACUUCUGCUCUAAGUCCCCAGUCCUUGGCAACCAGGAGGAUCCACAGGAGAUCCCACUAAAGACAGAAAGGCCAGACAGUCCACCCCCAGGCCCAGGAAAUGGAGGUGCCUUGGACCUGACAGCCAGCCACCCCAGCCGGCCCAUCAUCAAGGAGGAGGCCCCCUUCAGCCUGCUGUUCCUGAACAGAGAGCGGGGUCCCAGCCACAGCACUCCUAGCCUGGUCUCCAGCCCUGCGCCCACCAUGAUCAAAAUGGAAGUGAACGGUCACAGCAAGGCCAUCACACUGGGUGAGGGCCCACCACUGCCGGCUGGAGUCCAGGUCCCCACAGGGCCCCAAACAGUGAUGACCGCAGGCCUGGCACCCAUGCUGGCACCCCCACCUCGCCGGACUCCCAAGCAGCACAACUGCCAGUCCUGUGGGAAGACCUUCUCCUCGGCCAGUGCUCUGCAAAUCCAUGAGCGUACCCACACUGGGGAGAAGCCCUUCGGCUGCACCAUCUGUGGGAGGGCCUUCACCACCAAGGGCAACCUCAAGGUACACAUGGGAACUCACAUGUGGAAUAACGCCCCUGCAAGGCGUGGACGCCGUCUGUCCGUGGAAAACCCCAUGGCCCUGCUAGGUGGUGAUGCCUUGAAGUUCUCUGAAAUGUUUCAGAAGGACCUGGCAGCUCGAGCCAUGAAUGUCGACCCUAGCUUUUGGAACCAGUAUGCAGCAGCCAUCACUAAUGGGCUCGCCAUGAAGAACAACGAGAUCUCUGUCAUUCAGAAUGGAGGUAUCCCCCAGCUCCCAGUAAGUCUAGGCGGAAGUGCCAUUCCCCCUCUGGGUACUAUGACCGGUGGGAUGGACAAAGCGCGCACCAGCAGCAGCCCACCCAUUGUCAGUUUGGACAAAGUGAGCUCAGAGACAGGAGCCAGUCGUCCAUUCACAAGAUUUGUUGAGGAUAACAAGGAGAUCGGUAUAAACUAGCUGGACUCACUGGGACUCAUUGCAUCUAUUCUGUCCACAUUUACAUUUUGCAAUUUGAGCAUCAGGCUUUGGACCCUCAUGCCUAGGUUCUCAUUAAAAUUUUACUUAUGGCAGAAAAUACUUUCACCGUGUGGCUGCCGAAAGGUCGUCUGUGAGCACUGCAUGGUACUUUGCUCAACAGUGGGUUUGACUGUUCUUAAGAACUCUGCAACCUUUUAAAUAAAUUCCAGUUAAAAAGAAAAAAAAGAAGUGCUUGGAAAACCGCCUUAGAACAGAAAGAGCUCAGAUCAUAUCCACUUCCUUUAUCCUAAAACCUAAUAACCCUUUCAAGGGUAUUCCAGUGAACCCCACUCGAUGGUUUUGUUCAAAUUAGUUAGAAACUUGAACUAUGUUUUAGGAACUCUUCACCUUAAAGAAGUGGUUCAGUACUCCUAAUGCUGUGUAUUACGACAGUAUCUUCGUCUGUAGUAUUUAUAAUGUUAAGAUUAUGCGGGUAACAGACAAUAAAAUAGCCCCAACCUUAAAUGAAGCUUUUGUACUGCAGAAUACACCUGACUAUGUGAUUUUUUUUAAAGCAAGAUUUGUUUUACUAUGAAUAAGUGGAUUAUUUCAACACAGGCAAAAUUGUGACGUUCUAUUGGGAAAGAUAGCAUGCUUUUUGUGUGCAAGUACCUGUCAGUAACAAGCCUUUUAUUUUUUUUUUUUUAACUUAAAUGUUUGUAGCUGCUAUGUGGACAGUUGUUCUCUAGUGUGGUCUGUAGCCCAGCGAUUGAUUGGGGAACAAGUUACAGACAAACAUCACCGUAAAUUAUUCACAACAUUAUAAACAGUUGUGAGUAAAUAUUUCACAUUAUCAAAGCUGUACAAUAAAAAGGUAAUGUUUAUAUAAUGUGGUUGCAAACUCUUAAUUUAUACGAUUGCACUUUUAGUAUUUUGUAUUAGGGAGGUUUGUCUAUAAUUUGAAAUUUUAAAAAGAUGUAAAGUAUUUUAUAAAUAGUACUUCGGUUUAAGGAAAAUGGGGGAAAAAACCCUGUUAUGGUUUCUUGUUUUGUCUUAAAGUCAAACAGUACAAGAAAUCUAUCCUACUUAAGCAGAAAAGCCACCAACACAUGUCAGCGCCUCAAAAAAGUAAGGCCUGCCAUUUCUUAAAUUAAGAUGAUUUAUUUAACUUUUCUACAAAGCCCAUUUAAAAACUGUGACCACCCUAAUGAAACUUUGAUGAAUUAAUCUUAGGACUGUGACAUCAGUACAAGUCCAGAAAUAACUGAGAGACAUUGUGUAGGUGUAAUUUUUACUGUAAGCUCUCCUGUCUCUUUCUCAGAUGCACACAAACAGUGUGACUGCCUAAUAGUGCUGGUUACUGCAUACAAUAAACAAGAAAUAGCAAGUGUCCGCAGUAUAAUCAGUCAUAACUUUGAAACUUCCUGAGUUCCUGAUUUAUUUAUUGUCUUCUCAAAUGAAAACAAAGCACAAUGUCCUCUGAUUAUUGAAAAUAUAGUCUUAUGCUGAUGACUUUAUCUAAAUUACAUCAAGUGAGCAAAGGCUGGGAGGUGGGGCUAAAUCAAAACUUGAACGUCAGUGUUGUGUGUACUACCUCAUUUUUGUGCAUUGCAAGUAUGCUGGGAUCUGACACAAUGAACUUCCAACAACAGAAUUGUUCAAGAGAUAUUGUGAGUAGCUGGGCAACAGUGCAAGGAGCUGUCAGCCCCUGAAGAAUGAAUCAAACAGUGAAUCUUCUCAGUUGAAACAGAAAAAUAGAACCAUCUUUCUAAUACAAGUCCAGCAACAGCAAAAGCCGUUGGAGGAGAACGGGCUCCUCUGCUGGCCUGUUGUUGAACAAAGAGUUUCAAAGGCUUAUUAGCUGUUUGUUUCUGUUGGAAAUGAACGUUGAACUCUGCAACUCUGUUUUCCAUGUGGUGAGAUGUGGCACCUCCGUGUCAUGCCAUCUCUCCUGGGGGAUGAGUGACAAGGAUGUGUCAGCAUUGGGAAGAGGAAACCGAGGUGGCUUAAUGUUGCUGUGUUUCAGCAGUUGAAUGUUUCGUUAUUUAUCUGUGUCCUUUUGGUGUGUUUUGUUUUGGUUAGUAUUUGGUACUAUGUUAGUGUCCUCUCUUCUCCCAGAAGGAUGUGUAUAUAACUUAAGAAAAGAGAAAUGUAAAGUGUUAUAAAUAAGGUGGCUCAUGAAGGGACAGUGAGACCAACCCCAGUCUGUAUGCAGGGCUGGCUCAUCCCUGCAUGGUGAAGAGAGACACUAUUUUUUUAUUGCAAUACCAUGCAGGGUGAGGACCUCCCUGAGCCAGCUGGGAAUUGUUACCUAGAUCCAAUAUUUUUUAUGAUUAAAUCUUGUGGCUUGACACAUCUACUGAUUGAAAUGGAUGUCUUAGUCUAGGUUACUAUUUUUGUCAUAUGGAACUGAAUAAAAUGCAGGAUGUGAUAUUAUUUCUGAAUUGCGUUCCUUGAUUCUUCUAAUGGAAAAGUGGAAUCUGAGGUCAUUUAUGGUGUAUGUAUUCUAUGGUGUUGCUACAAGGAAAGUCAAUGAGGGUUGACAGCUUAAAUUUAAGCAAUAUUGAAGAGUAUUUUGAUUGGUCUUGAAUGUUGGGGUUUUUUUCCAAAAUAAAAAUUCAUUCUUCUAAUUUUGGAUAUUUUUACAUCUUUCAUGGAAGAAAGGUGUAAUAGGAAACGCCUACCUGUUAAAAACUCAGCAGUACCCAAAGAUCACUGGACUCGAUUGCCUUUCCAUCACUGGCAUUAAGUGAAGAGAAUGGUUUUUCAGGUCACUUGACCAAAUAGAUGUGCAUCAAGUCGUGUUACAGGAAGGGACAUGAGUAGGAAUAUGCUUACAGUGCCACCAACGCCACAGGCAGUUGCAUGAGUUCACUGAUGUCAGCCCUGUGUCUGUUCUCCGAAUGGAGGACAUCCUUUAUGUUAAAAUAAGCUUUAUCUCAUGGAUGAUAACUGAUAAGACCACAACUUUAAAUAAUUUAAUGGCUCCUCGAUUUUAUGAUAUGUAAUUCAUUUCUUUUUCUAAAAAAAAAAAAAUUUUAAAUAGCUAUGAUACAGAGAAGCCACAGUAAUCUUUAUCUGGAAAGGACUGGGUGAUUUUUUUUAGUAAUGAUAAAGGCACUAACCACUAAAAUAGCUAGCUAGCUAGCCCAGGCCACCCUUCAGCAGAUUUCAGAAGCCUUAGAAAUUAAACCAUUUGAUUUCAGUACUAGAAUAGAAAUUAUCAGAUAUAACCUGAUUAAAGCAGAUGGUAAAUUCAAUUUUUAAAAAGAAAGUAGAAAAGAUCCUUUAGCCAAUUAGAAUAAUUAAU